Rhineura floridana is the source of this 9013-nucleotide messenger RNA. RefSeq names its product netrin 3 (gene NTN3). Lineage: Eukaryota; Metazoa; Chordata; Lepidosauria; Squamata; Rhineuridae. The coding region runs from base 574 to 2340 and encodes 588 amino acids. The transcript has 7 exons. The record is from RefSeq and is a predicted model, not a curated record. Gene Ontology annotation, molecular function: protein binding.
ACCUCCCUGGAUGUGAUUGAAUGUCUUGAAAUCUGCUUCUGAUUUCCUCGGGGAGUUGACUUUUUCCUCUUUUUUUUUUUUCCGCCUUCUGCUUUCAACCCCUGGAUUUAUUGAAACCUUUUAAACUCCCAUUUCAAGGCAGCCCGCCGCUGGGGCUCAGUUUCUCCACUGUUGCGCUUCUCCCUCGCUCUCCCCGCCCCCGACCCUCCCAGCCAGGCAGCCCCUUCCUCGGGUAGACCAGAGAGGAGCCGGCGGUGUCGGCGUGGGGGCAGCACCCUCCCCGGGCCAGCGGGCAGAGCGGACGGCCAGUUCCCCCGCAGGGCGCAAAAUAGCAGCCGGGCUGGGCUUUGGGCUGCCUUGGCUGAUCGCCCCCCGCCUCUGUUUUGCGACCAGCUGCCGCGGCAGAGCUCUCGCGCGCGCUCUGCCUCCAGAACGGCGAGCCCUUCUCCGCCUGUUUUUCCCCAAGACGAUUUUUGACGGCUCCCGGCUGGGCGUCGAAAGUGGAACUUUCUACCUGUUCUCGUCGCGAGAGAAGCCAGUUUCUGUGACUUUGGAAGGUCUCUCGCUGGGAGGAUGGACCCCUUGCCUAUGUUGUGGUUGCUCCUGACUGCCUGUGGGCUAGACCUGUCUCAGGCUGUGAACCCCUUUGCAGUGCAGCAGAUCCCGCCUGACCCUUGCUACGAUGAAAAAGGGGCACCUCGACGCUGCAUCCCAGAGUUCGUCAAUGCCGCUUUUGGGAAGGAAGUCCAUGCCUCCAGCACGUGCGGGAAGCCUCCCACCCGCCACUGUGAUUCUUCAGAUCCCCGGAAAGCCCACCCAGCCUCUUACCUCACCGACCUCAACACCGCUGCCAAUAUGACCUGCUGGCGCUCGGAGACCUUGCACCAUUCGCCCCAGAACAUCACCCUCACCCUCUCCCUGGGCAAGAAGUUUGAGGUGAUCUAUGUGAGUCUGCAGUUCUGCUCGCCCCGUCCCGAGUCAUCCGCCAUUUUCAAGUCCAUGGAUUACGGCAAAACCUGGGUGCCUUAUCAGUAUUACUCUUCGCAGUGCCGGAAGAUCUAUGGCAAGCCCAACAAAGCCACCGUCACCAAGCAGAACGAGCAGGAGGCGCUGUGCACGGACGGGCACACCGACCUCUACCCGUUGACCGGAGGGCUGAUUGCCUUCAGCACUUUGGACGGGCGUCCUUCCGCCCAAGAUUUUGACAACAGUCCUGUUCUCCAGGAUUGGGUGACAGCCACUGACAUCCGAGUCAUUUUCAGCCGCCCUCACUUGUUCCGGGAACUAGGGGGUCGGGACCAUGAGGACGAGGAUGGUGGGGUGAGCUCUUCUUCCUACUACUAUGCUGUGGGUGAGUUUCAAGUUGGGGGACGCUGCAAGUGCAACGGGCAUGCCUCGCGCUGCGUGAAGGACAAAGAAGGCAAGCUGGUGUGCGACUGCAAGCACAACACUGAAGGCCCCGAGUGUGACCGUUGCAAACCUUUCCAUUACGAUCGCCCGUGGCAGAGGGCCACUGCCAGGGAGGCCAAUGAGUGCCUAGCCUGCAACUGCAAUCUCCAUGCCCGCCGCUGCCGUUUCAACAUGGAGCUGUACAAACUCUCAGGACGGAAAAGUGGAGGUGUCUGCCUCAAUUGUCGUCACAACACCGCUGGGCGGCACUGCCAUUACUGCAAGGAGGGCUUCUACCGGGACCUGAGCAAAUCCAUCACUGACCGCAAGGCCUGCAAAGCAUGCGACUGCCACCCUGUUGGCGCAGCUGGAAAAACCUGCAACCAGACCACUGGGCAAUGCCCGUGCAAAGAUGGUGUGACAGGGUUAACCUGCAACCGCUGUGCCAAAGGCUACCAACAGAGCCGUUCGCCAGUUGCUCCAUGCAUCAAGAUUCCUGCCAUCAACCCAACGUCCGUGGUCACCAGCACAGAAGAGCCAGCAGCAGACUGUGACUCCUACUGCAAGCCAGCCAAAGGCAACUACAAAAUUAACAUGAAAAAAUACUGCAAGAAAGACUAUGUUGUCCAAGUGAAUGUCUUAGACAUGGAGACAGUGGCCAACUGGGCCAAGUUCACCGUCAACAUCCUCUCAGUCUACAAGUGCCGGGAUGAGCGGGUGAAAAGGGGCGACAACUUCUUGUGGAUCCACAUGAAAGACCUGGCAUGCAAAUGCCCCAAGAUCCAAAUCAGCAGAAAGUACUUGGUCAUGGGGAUCAGCGAAAACCCCACCGACCGACCGGGACUGAUGGCUGACAAGAACAGCUUGGUGAUCCAGUGGCGGGAUGCCUGGACUCGGCGCCUCCGGAAACUGCAGAGGCGGGAGAAAAAGGGGAAGUGCUUGAAGCCAUGAUUGGCUUUGGCUUGCAUCUGUUAAUGCAUGCCGCCCUCCUCCUCGCUUGCCCAUUGGUUCCCUGUGCACUGCGCUCCGCAGACUGUUCCGAGAGACUCUGUACAUAUACGUGUCAAGGGAAUGGAUGGACUCGCCUGUGUAUAGUGUAUAUUUUGGCAACGAUUUCUAGGGGGUGGGGGUUGCGGGCAUGGUUCCUUUUUUAAAAAAAACAAAGAAAUGUUUAUUAAGAGUAACACAGUAAUGACAAACCUUUAACAAGGAGCGAAGUGAAGGAGAGGUCUUGUGGGGCCACUAAGUGAACUGAAGACACUUGGAAGAAGACAGCUCAGAUCUUCUCUAGGCAGGAGCAAAACUCCCACCCUGCUUUUAAAAAAAAACUUUUGCAGUGUUUCUCUGAUUCUGCCAAAUUCCAAAGGGACAGCCACAGGGACAGCUGGUGAGGAGGGGUGCCACCAUCCGGCUAGCCUCCUGGCAGUGGCAUUGCUGCAACUUACCAGGAAGACAAGGGGGAGGUGAUAGGGUGGUCAGCGCUCUGCAGCUGCGCCGGCAGAGCCAAUAUAGUGCUCCCACCGGCGCAUCCCCACAACACUGACCUUCCCGCCACUUCUCCCUUCCGGUAAUCUGCAGCGAUGCCAUUGCUGGAAGGCCAGGCGUGUGGUGGCACCUCUUGCCAUUAGCUCUUCCUGGGUAACCAUAUUAGGUCUGUUAACAGUACACACACACACAUACAGAUACAAAACCUUGGAGCACCUUAAACAGGUCUGUUGUGGCAGGAGCUCAGGUGCAGGAGGUGUUAUCCUCACUUUGAAAAAAUGUUACCAAAUUCUUCCAAGCUACACAGGAAGUGGAUUGGACUGUGAAAGACCAACCCAAAUGGUGUUUGCAUUUUCACCAAUUUGUAGGGCAGUCCAAUAUCUCAGAGAGGAGGUCAGGUCUCCUGCUCCCCUGGUGUAUUCACUAUAGCUGCCCAAUUUCCCUGCUUUUUAAAGUUUGAUAGAAUAGCUGUGGGCUAUAGGUAUGUUCUUAAACCGCAAGGUUUUUUGCCUAUUAGUGAAUAGAGAUUGGGAAUACCAUGGUCUGAAUGAUCCUGACUUUGGUGUUCAGUGAUACAUCUUUGCAUUUGAGGACCUUUUCUAGUUCUCUCAUAGCUGCCCUCCCCAGUCCUAGCCUUCUUCUGAUUUCUUGACUGUUGUCUCCAUUUUGGUUAAUGACUGUGCCGAGGUAUUGAUAAUCCAUGACAAGUUCAAUGUCCUCGUUGUCAACUUUAAAAUGGGGGGGGUCAAUUUCACCAACCAUUCUCAGGGCGGGGUGGAUUCUCUAAUGGUUUAUGCAGGAGGUGGGGGCAAGCAGCAGAAGGGACAAUAGCAGAGCUCCUGUGCUGGCAUCCUGGUAUCCCCCUGCAACGCCCCAGAUAGUUGCAUUGUCCCAGGGCAUGGUGGGUUUGGGGGGGAGUGGGAAAUGGAGGCCAUCCCAAAAAAGUGGUGGAGGAUAUUCAGCAAAAUGGCCCUCUUUUGUGAGGGGGGGGGGAAGGAAAAUCUCUGCUGAGAAAUGUUGUGGCAUACCCAAUGAGAAAAGAAACCUUGGUCAAUUUACCAUUAUGAGUUUUAAUUGAUCCAUCAAUUCAGUCUGCAUAAAUUUGCAUGUGAGAAAAACCAGUGUCUUAAAAUAAACAUCCUGUAUAGAUCAGGGGUGGGGAACAGCUUUCAGCCCAAGGGCCAGAUUCAUCCUUGGCCAAACUUCUGAGGGCCAAAUGAUCAAGGCCGGCAGCUCAGUGAGUGGAGCAGGCCUCCUUUUUAGAACAGCCCUCUCCUGUUCCCUCCCCCAUUUGGGAAUGUCUGUUUUUAAGAUGGCAUUUAGUAUCUGCAGUUUUUAAAAGUAUUAAGUUUGGAGGGGCGCCUUUUCAGAAGCUCAACAUGUUUUUAGUUGAUUCAUCUAUCCAACCCACUCUUCCCCAACCUGGUUGUCUACAGAUCUGGUUGGACUACAACUCCCAUCAUCCCUUACCAUUGACCAUGGUGGUUGGGGAGCUGGUGGGAAUGCCAUCGUGCCACCCACCCUUAAUUCCAUUCAGAACUAUGCUGUAUCAUCUUGUAGAAUUGCUCGGAGGGCAGCUGUAGGGGAGCAGAUAUGGCAGCCACUGGCUAUUGAAAAGAGCAGUGCUGGGAAGACUCCAUUCUCUGUCCCUUUUUGACACCCCCCCCCAAAAAAAAGCCGUAAUGCACCUUACCUCAAUUUUACUACCUGGGUCCGUAAAAUAGGAGCGGAGCCUUUUUUUGCUCAGCUCUGUCAAGGGUACAGAGGAAACAGAUUUUCCACAGUGGAGCUAAUAUAUCACAGACUGUUCCUCUUCCAUUCCAGGGCCUUUGGGGGCUCCACUGUUGACCAUGCACAAACACACACCCUCUGUGUCUCAGUGCAGGUACCUCUGUGUGUGCUGUAUUUGUUCUCUGAUGAAUUGAACUCUGGUCCAUAAAAACUUAAUGCCACAAUCAGCCGAUUAGCCUUUAAAGUGCAACAAGACUCCUUCCUGCUUUUGUUCUCUGAUUCCAACGCCAUUUCUGCACUCCAAUCUUUUAGCGAUGGGAGGAAGGUCCCAUUGGCUUUGGGAAGAGUAGACCCAUUGAAAUUUAUGGGGCAUGACUAGCUUUGGUUUGUUAAUUUCAGUGGGUCUGCUCUCUGUAGGACUUAGUUGGCAACAACCUUUAGGCUCAAGGUGUUAACUGCAUUAUGUUCUCACCUCACUGCCUCCUGACCUUCAGGGCUGCCAACUGGUAUACUUUUUUACUGGGAACCUGAGACAUCUGCCCCUAAAGCUUGCAUUUCUUGGUGGUCAGGGCCAGCCCAAGACAUCUUGCCUCCUGAAGCAAAAGACAAGAUGGCACCCCUGUUUUGCCAGCAGAAGCUGAUUGGACUGGCAGUUGAGUCUUAGGCCCCAGUCUUCUGCACCACACAUUUAAAGCACUCUGAUACCACUUUAAACAGUCAUGACUUCCCCAAAAGAAUCCUGGGAACUGUAGUUGGCUAAGUGUGCUAAGAGCUGUUAGGAGACCCAGAGUGCUUUAACAAUCAAUCCCUCUUCCCAAAGAACUCUGAGAAUUGUGGCUCUGAGAGCGAGGAAUAGGGGUCUCCUAACAACUCAAACUUUAAACAACUACAGUUCCCACAAUUCUGUGAGGAAAGCCAUGAGUGUUAAAGUGGUAUCAGAGUGCUUUAAAUGUGUGGUGCAGAUUUAGUCUAAUUUUGACACUGGUGAUGAAGCAGUGUCUUCUUGAGGGCUGCAGGCUGCUUUAGGGGCCACAUGGCAGGCUGUCCUUCAGCACCUGGCCACCACCACUCUCUACCCCCCCCUCUGCCACUAUCUGCCACCGGAAGCAACUUGACUCUCUCUGCCUAUUGGUGGAGGAACCACUAGGUGGUAACGUGACAAUCUCAGCUUCCAUUUAAAUUGAACAAAUCUGAUUUUUAGCUCUUUCUGGGGGUCGAGGAAUAUCCUCAUCUUGUGCACAAAAGCAACAGUUCUGUGGGUGGGCUGAAAAAUAUGGAAUCUGCAAAACCCAUUCCUACCAAAACCUCAUAAGAACGUAGGAGGCUGCCUUAUACUGAGUCAGACCACUGGUCUAUCUAGCCCAGUAUUGUCAACACUGGCUGGCAGUGGCUCUCCAGGGUUUUAGGCAGGGUGUUUUUCCCAGGCCUACCUGGAGAUGCUGGGCUUGAACCUGGGAGCUUCUUGCAUUAGAAGCAGAUGCUCUACUGCCAAUCUAACCUACACACACAAAGGCACACAAACCCGAUAAGGGUCCUUUAAAGAGCUUAUUGGCUCACCUUCCUCUUGGCCCUCUGAUCUCACCACCUGUACCCAUCUCUCUAGAUGCUUCAGUUAUCUACUCCGAUGGCCAGUACGCCAUCCUUACUAUUGCUAGCAAAUCCCCAGGCACCCCAGUGCCAAGGCCCUCGACUUGCAAACUCUAUGCUAUUGCGGGGCCUGAGACAGGCCUAGGGUGUCGUGUCUGCCAUUGGCACAGCUGCUCUGGUUUCACAGAGGUUUGUUUGAACAGUCAGGGCUGCCUUCUGGCUUCCAUUGGCUCACCUGUUCUGAUGUCACAGAAAGGUUCACUUGAAGGGUUACAGCUGCCUUCUGGCUGUCAUUGGCACAACUGCUCUGACAUUACAGAGUGGUCUCCCUGAGGAGUCACAGUCCAUUGAUUCAGUUGUUCUGAUGUCACAGAAGGAUGUAAACCUAGAGCCAAAUGCCUAACAGCAUAUGAGAGGUGGCAAAGUCAAUGACAACUGAACUCUGAGAUCUAUGAACACCUAUGAACUAAGAGCAUAAGAAGAGCCUGCUGGAUCUAGUCCAUCUAGUCCAGCAUCCUGUCCUCACAGUGGCCAACCAGUUUCCUGUGGGAAGCCUGUAAGGACCUGAGUGCAACAGCACUCCCCUCUUCUGUAGUUUUCAGCAGUUGGUAUUCGGAAGCAUACUGACUCUGACUAUGGAGGCAGAGCAUAGCAUGACUGAUAGACACCAAUGGCCUUAUCCUUGGUGAAUUUGUAUAAUCCUCUUUUCAAAGCCAUCCAAGUUGGCAGUGCUGCAUUUAUAGCACUGCCUUUCUAAUAAUUUAGAUUUUUUAAGCCAGCCUCAUUGUUUUUCAAUACUUUGGGUUAAUCACAUCUGUUAUUUUAUGUCACCACAGGAUGAUACUCGCUGCAAACUGUUUGACUUUGUAUGUUUGGUAGGUUAUCCUGCCAGCUGCCUGGUGUAAGGAAGGAUGAUUUCAUCAGGUUGAACAAGUGUAGACAAUGUGGUGAUGGGUAGCUUGUUUCGCUGCGCCAGUGCUAAUUCUCUUUAGCAGCAAUUCAAAAGCCAUCCGGCUGCCCUUUCAGCAAAGUCUGAGUGCUUCCAUUGUGGUUUGCUUGCAUGGCUUGCCAGGCAGUUCCAGGCGGUCCAUUUAUGCUUUAGUCUAGGAGUAUGGCAAUAUAGGGCCACAACAUUGGUCAUGUCAGGCCUGCCAAAGCUUUUCCCUGGAAGACCAUACCUCCCCAUUUUCCCUCUGGAGACACUUGAGGUUGCCAUGUUGUCAGUUGCCACACACAGUGAAAGCAUAAGAGCUACAUGGGCUAGUUGAGGUAUGGGGUGGUAGUGGUGGUGGCUAGUUGGUGAGCUAGUUAUGUUGCCAAGCAGGCACAACAUUGGUACCACUGGGAGCUUGGACACCAGAUGGCCUGCGAUUGCUGACACUUCCCUUUGGUUUAAGGUGAAAAAUAAUUAAAGACUUGUACAUGCAGUUUGGAAGAAACAUCAACAGCCAGGCACCUGCUGUCAUCUUCAUUUUCCCAGAAUUCCUCUGGGCCUCAGCAUACAGUCCAGAGGCAUUUGAAAGAAAUUAAGAUAGUGCCUACUGCUGCUGCAGCCACUUCACCUGCUGUCCCCCAUCUUGCCCAGCCUUCUGCCUCCUGUUAAGUUCAUGGGGGGAUGACACCUGCCCAGUUCUGGUGAUUCCACCAGAAUGGGGCUUGCUCAUAAGCCUCUCAAACCUGCUGCCAGCCCUGUUGCCAAAUAAGGUGGAAUAAUUACGAUGGCAGCCUCCUUCCUGUCUUCAGGCUCAUCCACACAGUGAUUUAGUGUGUGUCUGGUGCUACUUGCAUCCCCUUGUAAUUCACACAGUUCGCAUGACAUUGCAGGCAAGCAGAAAGUAUCAUGCAGUUUUCCCCUUUAAAUCCGUAUUAACCCAAUCUGCUGAUAAUAUGAAAAGGAAAGGAAAAACCAUCUCAGUUGUGCGGUGCUCCUCCUUGUAGAUGCUUUGCUUCAAUGUUUUUUUAGUGGGCAUACUCUCUUAUGUCCCAUCACCUGCUCCCUCUCUCUCUGCCACCCGCAAAACCUGGGGCAGCCGCUGCCUAUUUUGCCUUUCACUCACUCCCCCCCAUCUGCCUUUCACUCAGACUUGGACAAUGGAGAGGGGAGGGGGGGUCUGGUCGGUUUCAUUUUUUCUUGUCAAUUGCACACCGAGGCGCUCUCCUGGCUUCAGCCUUGAACCGGAGGGAGUAAACAUGUAAAAUUAUAGGGCAGAGCCACAAGGAAACAGCGACACUAAUCCUUCCCAGAGGAACGCCUACUAGUGUGAAUGGAAAAUAGCAGAUUUGAAGCUACUACUGAGACUGAAGUAUGCACCUUGCAAAUCUGUCAUAACAGUAAAAGCAGCAGCUUUAGUAUAAAGGUAUGCUCCUGUGUGGAUAAGCACUUCAUCUUGGGGCUUAUCCACAAGGGAGCCUAACUUCGUACUAAAGAAGCUGCUUUUACCAUCACAAUAGCUUUUCAAGGUCCACACUUCUUGCUCAAUGGUAGCUUCCAGUCUGAUGUUUUCCUUUCACACAAGUAGGCAUUCAUCUGGAAAGGUUUAGUAUCGCUUUUGCCUUGUGGCCCCCCAACAAUUUUACAUGUUUACUCCCUCUGGAGUAUUGAUAUUGCUAAUGGGGAGGAUUUUUUUUGUCAGUUUCAUUGUUUCUUGUUAAUUGCAUGCCUCUCCCAGCUGAAGCCCAGAGAGCAUUGGGGUGCAAUUGACAUGAAACUACAUGAAACUGAUUAGAGGGGGGAAUGAGUGAAAGGCAAAACAGGCAGCGGCUGCCACAGCUUUUGCAGGCAACAGAGAGAGGGAACCAGCAAUGGGGCAUAAGACAGCCU